This is a messenger RNA of Brugia malayi, 150 nucleotides long. RefSeq lists its product as uncharacterized. Lineage: Eukaryota; Metazoa; Nematoda; Chromadorea; Rhabditida; Onchocercidae. The record is from RefSeq and is a predicted model, not a curated record. Bases 1 to 150 code for a protein of 49 amino acids. The transcript is spliced from 2 exons.
AUGUAUUAUUGGAUCGAAUUAAACGAACACAAGCAAGGCAACAAUGACUCUUGUAAUCAACCAAUUAUCGCUUACACAAUAAAUAAGUCGCCACUUUUCAACCUCUCCAAUUAUAUCCAAAAAUCAUUCAGCAAAUUCCAUAUAUUAUAA